GUACACCGAAACUUUAAACCCUCGUAUGGAACGAGAAUACGCAUUCAACAUGGCGACAGAAACAAGCACGCCUGUGCAAAACAGCGAUACCAAAGGCGCACUUGGAAUACCCCAAGCUGAAUUUGUGGAAGAUGUUGAUAGUUUUAUGAAGAGAGAUGGGAAUGACUCUGCAGAGGCAGUGUUAAAGAGAUUAGAUGAAUCACAUAGCAAAUACAAGUUCAUGGAAUACAACCUUAGUACCAAAAAGGCCAGACUAAAGGCACAAAUUCCAGAUAUCAAAACUUCUUUAGAUAUAGUGAAACACUUACAGUCCAGGAAGGGCACUACAGAUCCAAUGGAAACUAGGUUUUUACUGUCUGAUCAAGUUUAUGCUAAAGCCAGAAUUCCACCUACAGAAAAUGUUAAUUUAUGGCUAGGGGCUAAUGUAAUGUUGGAGUAUGGGAUAGAGGAUGCUAAAGUAUUACUAGAGAAGAAUCUGGAGGCAGCCAAUAAAAGCUUAUCCCAGGUAGAAGAUGAUCUGAGUUUUAUCCGUGACCAGACUACAACAUUGGAAGUCAAUAUGGCACGGGUCUAUAACUGGGACGUCAAGAGGAGGCAAGCCUCUCAAGCCAAAUCCUAGUAGCAGCAGAAAGCAGAACUAUUCAUUUAGUGCUUCAGUCCCUUCUUUCAUCAUUUACUGUAAUAGCAGUGCCAAGGCAAUACUGGAACAAUCCCUGAAGAUCAAACCAUAUCACGGAUAUGCCAAACUGAUAAUUAGAACAAAAGAUGCAGACAUUUCUUUGUGCUUCUUCUUUUCAUUUGUAAUGAAAAUGCUUUUAAAUCAGGAAUAUCCUCUUUAGAGACUGCAUUUUGAAUCAGUUGUAAAAUAAAAACAUGACAUUUGAACUUUCAUUGAUUCUAUGAAUUUAAUAAAUUUAUAAAUCUACCUUUA
This is a messenger RNA of Magallana angulata, 931 nucleotides long. Its product is annotated as prefoldin subunit 3-like. Gene Ontology annotation, cellular component: prefoldin complex; cytoplasm. Gene Ontology annotation, molecular function: tubulin binding. The transcript is spliced from 6 exons. Gene Ontology annotation, biological process: protein folding; microtubule-based process; tubulin complex assembly. NCBI's taxonomy places the organism in Eukaryota, Metazoa, Mollusca, Bivalvia, Ostreida, Ostreidae. Bases 26 to 619 code for a protein of 197 amino acids. The record is from RefSeq and is a predicted model, not a curated record.